Labrus bergylta (ballan wrasse) is the source of this 3823-nucleotide messenger RNA. RefSeq names its product muscleblind-like protein 1. The record is from RefSeq and is a predicted model, not a curated record. Gene Ontology annotation, molecular function: metal ion binding; RNA binding. Gene Ontology annotation, biological process: regulation of RNA splicing. Lineage: Eukaryota; Metazoa; Chordata; Actinopteri; Labriformes; Labridae. Gene Ontology annotation, cellular component: nucleus.
AGACAGGAGGCGAGGACAUCCCCCUCUAACACCGUGCCAACAGAGAGAGAGAGAGAGAGAGAGAGAGAGAGAGAGAGAGAGAGAGAGAGACCGAAACCCCAUAAUGCACUGCACGCUGCAGGGCUGAAGUCGUGCAGAUUCAUCAGUUCCUGUUCGGAGGGGUUGUGUGUGAGCACACACACUCAAAAGCCAAGACUGAGUGCAGGAGAAACACACGGACAAGCAGGCAGAGAGAAGUGCCUUCUUUCGUCGACCCUGAUGGCUGUUUGGCUCGACUGAAGCCGCCUCUGUGCCUGUCCAUGUCUGCUGGAGUUUCCAGCUAUACCAGGAGCCGCAGGACUGCCAACACCACCCGCUGAGCCAGUCUCCACAACACUGACACCUCCCUGCUCUGCCCCAUCUCUUGCUCUGUCUGCCAUCCAUACCACUCAGUCCUUCUCUGCGGAUGUCAACAGAUCCUUGGCCCUUCUCUAGCUGACGACAGAAAACUUUUAUCGCCUCCUUUAAGCGAAAGCCUCCUCUCUGUGCUCUCCACCACAGCCUUCUCCGCCCUCUCUUUUUACUCCUUCUUCUCCUCUCUCCUGCAUCUUUUCAUCAUGGGCCAAACCUGAUCAAUAAUGCGUUGUGCCAUUCGUCUCGUCUGACAGUUCAGCCGAGGAUUGAGGCAAUAGAGAGAACCAGUGUGAGAGCGUACUUGAGUGAAAAACGACAGAGAGGAAGAGAGAUUACGAAGCCAAACCUCUGUGGCCGUCCCCAGCCCCGGCCCUGGGUGACAGACGUUGAAGGAUUCCUGUCAUAGCCACAAACAGACUCUUAGGAUGGGCUGCGGGUGGUAGGCCUCCUAGCCUCCUAGCCUUCACCUCAGAUUCAUGCCCUAGGGGGAAAAAAAACCUCUUAAAACCAACUUUCUCCCAUGUCCUUUCCCUGUUCUUCCUCCUCAUCUGUCUUAGUGCCAUUAGCAUCACACAGACUCACACAUAAUCGCAUUUCCUGGAUACCUGUUCCUCCUUCGCAUCGACCCCUCCUGCCUGGUCCGAAAUGGCGGUGAAUGUGACACCGAUGCGGGACACAAAGUGGCUGACGCUGGAGGUUUGUCGGGAAUUCCAGAGAGGGACGUGUUCCCGGCCGGACAGCGAGUGCAAGUUCGCCCACCCUGCCAAGAGCUGUCAAGUGGAAAACGGCCGAGUCAUUGCCUGUUUUGACUCACUCAAGGGCCGCUGCUCCAGAGAGAACUGUAAGUACCUGCACCCUCCUCCCCACCUAAAGACGCAGCUGGAGAUCAAUGGCAGGAACAACCUCAUCCAGCAGAAAAACAUGGCCAUGCUGGCACAGCAGAUGCAGCUCGCCAACGCCAUGAUGCCCGGCACACAGUUACAGCCAGUGCCCAUGUUUUCAGUCACACCCAGCCUUGCAACCAACAUGAAUGCUGCUGCUGCGCGCUGCGUUUAACCCUACCUUGGCCCCGUGUCGCCUGGCCUGAUGCCUGCUGACAUCAUGCCCAGCGCCCCUGUACUGGUCACCAGCAAUCCCAACGUCCCUGUACCAGCUGCAGCUGCUGCCGCUGCACAGAAACUCAUGAGGACGGACAGACUGGAGGUAUGUCGGGAAUACCAGCGGGGGAACUGCACACGUGGGGAGAACGACUGCCGUUUUGCCCACCCUUCAGACAGCACUAUGAUUGACACCAACGACAACACAGUCACUGUGUGUAUGGACUACAUCAAGGGCCGCUGCUCGAGGGAGAAGUGCAAGUACUUUCACCCUCCGGCUCACCUGCAGGCCAAGAUCAAAGCGGCCCAGCACCAAGUCAACCAGGCUGCAGCCGCUGCAGCCAUGACUCAGUCGGCUGUCAAAUCACUGAAGCGACCCCUCGACGCAACCUUUGAUCUGGGGCUCCCUCCUGUUUUGCCUCCUUUACCAAAGAGACCUGCACUUGAAAAAGCCAACGGUGCCACCACUAUGUUCAACGCUGGUGUAUUCCAGUACCAACAGGCCCUGGCCAACAUGCAGUUUCAGCAGCAGGCAGCCUUCAUACCAUCAGGCUCGAUAUUGUGCAUGACACCUGCAACAAGUGUUGUUCCCAUGAUGCACGGUGCUACUCAAGCCACUGUGUCUGCAGCCACCACAUCUGCCACAAGUGUUCCCUUUGCAACCGCAACAGCCAAUCAGAUUCCUAUAAUAUCUGCAGACCAUCUGACUAGUCACAAGUAUGUGACCCAGAUGUAGGAGUCUCGAUCGAACAAUGGAACUGCAGCGUGCUGACGUUGAGUCUAAGAUUAGCGAUCACCCUUCGCGUCUUGAACAUCGGGGGCAUAAAACGGAGAACCAAAUCUGAAGUGGUUUGGAAUAAAUCUGCAUGUUAACAUAGGAGGCACAGUUUGUUAGGAUUGUUUUUCAUCAUGCACACUCUUACAUAACAACAGUAAUGAACAUCAUUCGCAUCAAAGACUGCCUUUCACUCUGUAGAGGCAACUUACCUUUAUUCACCGGACACACUUUGAAUGUCAACAUGAGGCAAAUGUGCGGAGCAGUCAUCAAAAAAAAAAAAAAAAAAAGCGACUGGAUUGGUACGUCCAUUGAUCAGGAAUCAUGACUUUGUGUUUCUUCAUUGGUUGUCAUCUUUGACCUAAAUAUGUUCAUUUGUUUACACAAAGGUGCACCUUGUAUGUCAUUUGAGGAAGAAGAAACAGAUAAUCUGACUGAAUCACAUAUUAAUGCACAAUUUUGUUUCUUAUUUCAUUUUGUUCAACCAGUGAUAAUAAGGGACUUAUAGUACGGUACACUCAGAGGCCCAAAUAGCUACUGAAUGUCUGCUAGUUGUCUUUCAACCUUUGUAGCCUACCUAAGCACACGUCUUUCACCCUGCAGGUGUACCUGUGAAGUGCCAUAAAUCUCAAAACACACGAAACAUAUUGAAGCAGUGUAACAAAUAAUCAACAAUACCCUUUAAAAAUGUCUUACUUUCUCUCUUGGACAGCAUGAAGUGUCUACUUGACCUGUCACUCCCAUAGCAAAACUGCUAAUUGGAAACCCAAGAUUGUCUCAUUUAGAUAAGUGUUUUACUGAAUGAAUAGUUUUUCCCUCCCCAGCAGGUUAGAUAUAGAUCUCUGGGUGUUCAAAAUGUGUAUCGUCUCUAAAAGUCAGAUGUUGUAUGUGGGGUCUAGGCCUAAGAGAUUGACCAAAGACUCCCCUAAGAAUGACCAUGUUACGAUGAAUAGCUUCAAAACAACAGGGCUAUAAGUUGGUAUUCAAACUGCUGUGAGACACAAGUCGAAAUCAAAGGUGCAACUGGUGUGAUUUUUUUUUUUUUUUUUUCAUUUUGUAUGGUUGUUCAUAUUUUCAAGCAGGUUGUCAAAUGUAGAUCUAGUGUUUGAGUGUGUAUAUAUAGUCGGACAUAUUUAAGAAUAUUUCUUUAAUACCAGAGAACUGUUUCAGAUAGUCAGCCAAAGUCUUAUUGUGUCAUUGUCACUAGAUAUCGUGGGUAGACUAGGGGGGAAGAAAAAUGUUUUUAAAGAAAAUGUAUGGGUUGCAGCCCCAAAAGAAAGAUGGUGUUUAAGAGUAGAUCUCUAGAACUCUUUGUUUUUCGUCGUGUUCUGGGUGUGCUUCUGGCAUAUUUUCAAUCUGUGGAUAGUACAGGGAAGGUGGCGAGAAUAAAAACGAUUGUAUUACUCAUCCAAAGCCUUAGAAUGUACCAUCGGGUCAGCACAAUGCAACAUGCCAUUUUGAACCAUCCAGUUGCCUAAUCCACGCCAUAUUAACACACACACACACACACACACACACACACACACACACACACACACACACACACACACACACACAC